CUUUUUUACUGCAGAUUUACUUUAAGGCUCAUAUUCUCCAAGUCUAUUCUGCUUUAAAAAGAAGACAAGAAAAGAAGUGGUUUAUCAAAAUCACGUUAUAAUCAGAUUUUGACCAAGCAUUUUGUAAGUAUACAAAUGUCAGCCAAUGACAUAUAACAACCAUUUCUUAUAAAACCUUGAUGUUCAAAAGCCUGACUAGCAGUGGCAUCCAUGUUGCUUAGGAGUUGGUUUGGAAACAAAGACUUUCAGGCCCUACCUAUACUAGCUAGAUUGCCAAGUAUGCCCACGGACAUGGAACACACAGGACAUUACCUACAUCUUGCCUUUCUGAUGACAACAGUUUUUUCUUUGUCUCCUGGAACAAAAGCAAACUAUACCCGUCUGUGGGCUAACAGUACUUCUUCCUGGGAUUCAGUUAUUCAAAACAAGACAGGCAGAAACCAAAAUGAAAACAUUAACACAAACCCUAUAACUCCUGAAGUAGAUUAUAAAGGUAAUUCUACAAACAUGCCUGAAACAUCUCACAUCGUAGCUUUAACUUCUAAAUCUGAACAGGAGCUUUAUAUACCUUCUGUCGUCAGCAACAGUCCUUCAACAGUACAGAGCAUUGAAAACACAAGCAAAAGUCAUGGUGAAAUUUUCAAAAAGGAUGUCUGUGCGGAAAACAACAACAACAUGGCUAUGCUAAUUUGCUUAAUUAUAAUUGCAGUGCUUUUUCUUAUCUGUACCUUUCUAUUUCUAUCAACUGUGGUUUUGGCAAACAAAGUCUCUUCUCUCAGACGAUCAAAACAAGUAGGCAAGCGUCAGCCUAGAAGCAAUGGCGAUUUUCUGGCAAGCGGUCUAUGGCCCGCUGAAUCAGACACUUGGAAAAGAACAAAACAGCUCACAGGACCCAACCUAGUGAUGCAAUCUACUGGAGUGCUCACAGCUACAAGGGAAAGAAAAGAUGAAGAAGGAACUGAAAAACUUACUAACAAACAGAUAGGUUAGUGAAGAAAAAUGCAAAGUAGCAAUGAGAAGGCUUAUGGAGUAAAAAUGAAGUCAGUUGGUAUUUAAUCCCAAAGUGUUGUUCUGAUUAUCUAAAAUUUGACAUGGUAGACCUUGCAAUUUAGAAUCAAGCAGGUGAGACAGGGAGAAGUAUGCCUGCUUAAUUAUUUAAACUGUGUACUUUUGUUUUGACACUGAAUAUUUUAAAAAGCAAAUAAUAAAAUAACUAAGCAUUUGAGGAAAAUUUUAAGGAUAAAUUGAGGAAACUGAUUAAUAGAGAUAGCAAGGGAUAAUUAAAUAAAUAUUCCCUAUGUAGCAACAGUGGUUAGAUGAUCUUUGUCUGAAUGUAAUUAAACUUUGAAUAGUUUUAGUGUGUCCUUAAAGCCAAGUAUAUGCUUUAACAUCAAAUGGAAGUCAAAUUCCUAAUGCAUAGAUAGAGAGAGCUAAACUGUGUAAUUUAAUGGUAUCUUCUUUGCUGGAUGUGGCAGAAUCCACACCAGCUUAUCAACCAACACAGCUAAUUUUAGAAUAGAUCCUUUAUCUUUCCAUAUGGCACACGUAAGAAAGUGUUUUUCUACUAUUAAUAUUAAAUUAAAACCUUUACUUUUGUAUAAUAAAUUAAAACUCAGAAUAAACCUGUGACCACGUAUAUUUGCAUUCACUUUAUUACUUUAGAGAACACAUUGUAAAGAUCAAUAAGAAAUAGAGCACAACUAAAAUAAAUAAGAUUUAUAGCCACACCAAUAGGCUAAGUGUAAACGCAAAGUAUGUUUCACUGUUUAUGAUUAAUAAUAUUCAUCUUUUCUAUAAAUACUACUUACUGGAACAUUAACAACAAGUACCAAAGGUUGAUUAAUUUUUGGACUUCAAGGAUGCCAAGUAGCCUAAUGAUUUAUUAGGGGUGUGUGUGUGUGUGUGUGUGUGUGUGUGUGUGUGUGUGUGUGUUCAAAUCUGGAAAACUGCAUACUUCAGGUUAUAAUUUAACCUUUAAAGAAACUGGCUUCAAGUAAAAUAAUGACUUACAUUUAAGUUGAGAACCCCCCAUCUUCAAUUAAAUAUAUUACAAAAAUUGGUUUGAGAGACUUUCCAAAUAUCUACUGAAAUUAACACAGGGCUAAGAUCAGGCCACAUUUCAAAAAUCUCAUCCCUUACUGGGCAUUUAUUUCGGGCAAUAUAGUAACCAUUUUAAAAAUAUUUUUUAUAUGUUUUUUCCCAAGUAUGACUACAAUCUUACUCUCCCUUCUAAGCUAGUGAUUCUUACCCUGGCUGCAUGUCAGAAUCACCUGAAGAGUUUUUAAAAAACACCAAUGCCUAAUUCCCAUGUCUUCCUUCUGAUGCAACUGGAAUGGGGUGAACUCUAAGCAUUGGUAAUUUUUACGUAACUCUCAAGGUGAUAACUGCUCUUGGUCAUCAAAUUCAAACGUCUAGCUAUUAUUAAAAUGAGAGGAAAAAAAUAAAGCAUCAUUUUUAUUAUCAAUUUAUUAGCAAUUUGUAAAAAACAAAUCUAUUCUCUAAACGAGAAAUCAUAACAAUAUUAUUCCAGAUAAAGUUAAGUGUUAACAAAGUAAAAAGGAAAGCAUGAGAAUAUUCAUGCCAGUCAUGGUGACUGAAAUCAGGUUAUCUUUUGAGGGGAAAAAUAACCCAGAUUAGAAAUGAAACUGGGCAGACUUCCCAUUCUGUGCAAAAAUUGAAAAUUUGAGAUUGUGCACCAGUACAUCCAGGAGUAACACAAAGCACUCCUUGAAUCAAGGGUCAUAAAUAAACACUUGUCAGAGAAAAUUAAAAGAAAUUAAUAUCAUCAUAAAAAUAGGAAAUUACUUUCAUAUUCAACAUACUGGUCAAACAUUUUCUCACCAGAGAGCUUCUACCACAAGGAUAUUUAAAAGAAUAUUUAAAAUUCACC
Molecule: messenger RNA, 2890 nt
Organism: Homo sapiens (human)
Lineage: Eukaryota; Metazoa; Chordata; Mammalia; Primates; Hominidae
Gene: EVI2A
Product: ecotropic viral integration site 2A
Cellular component (GO): membrane
Source: RefSeq, marked validated